Molecule: messenger RNA, 1704 nt
Organism: Microcebus murinus (gray mouse lemur)
Lineage: Eukaryota; Metazoa; Chordata; Mammalia; Primates; Cheirogaleidae
Gene: KCTD13
Product: potassium channel tetramerization domain containing 13
Biological process (GO): negative regulation of Rho protein signal transduction; protein homooligomerization; protein ubiquitination
Cellular component (GO): Cul3-RING ubiquitin ligase complex
Molecular function (GO): protein binding; ubiquitin-protein transferase activity
Source: RefSeq, a predicted model, not a curated record
GGAGCCUAGACGCGCCUGCGCAGCUGCCCUGCUCCGGCUUCCGGGUAGUGCGAGCGCAGCGGGGCGGAGGGCCAGUGCCGCCGAGUAGCUGCGGCGUGUGGGCGUGUGCGUGGAGCGGUCUGGCCCUAGGGCAAGGGUGCAGGGGUCUUUGGGAGAGAGCCGGAGGGUACAGAGAGCCUGGGAUCGCCGCCUGCCGCAGCUACCUGGCAUGUCGGCCGAGGCCUCGGGCCCGGCGGCAGCCGUGGCCCCGUCCCUGGAAGUCCCUAAGCCCUCGGGUCUCGAGCCUGGCCCCGCCGCCUAUGGUCUCAAGCCGCUGACCCCGAACAGCAAGUACGUGAAGCUGAACGUGGGCGGCUCGCUGCACUACACCACGCUGCGCACCCUCACGGGACAGGACUCCCUGCUCAAGGCCAUGUUCAGCGGCCGUGUGGAGGUGCUUACCGACGCCGGAGGUUGGGUGCUGAUUGACCGGAGCGGCCGUCACUUUGGUACAAUCCUCAACUACCUUCGGGACGGGUCCGUGCCACUGCCUGAGAGUACCAGAGAACUGGGGGAGCUACUAGGUGAAGCACGCUACUACCUGGUACAGGGCCUGAUUGAGGACUGCCAGCUGGCGCUACAGCAAAAAAGGGAGAACCUGUCCCCGCUGUGCCUCAUCCCCACGGUGACAUCUCCCCGGGAGGAGCAGCAGCUCCUGGCUAGCACCUCCAAGCCCGUGGUGAAGCUCCUGCACAACCGCAGUAACAACAAGUACUCCUAUACCAGCACUUCAGAUGACAACCUGCUUAAGAACAUUGAGCUGUUUGACAAACUGGCCCUGCGCUUCCACGGGCGGCUGCUCUUCCUAAAGGAUGUCCUAGGGGAUGAGAUCUGCUGCUGGUCUUUCUACGGGCAGGGCCGCAAAAUCGCCGAGGUGUGCUGUACCUCCAUUGUCUAUGCUACGGAGAAGAAGCAGACCAAGGUGGAAUUCCCAGAGGCCCGGAUCUUCGAGGAGACCCUGAACAUCCUGAUCUAUGAGACUCCCCGGGGUCCAGACCCAGCCCUCCUGGAGGCCACAGGGGGUGCAGCCGGAGGUGGCGGGGUGGGCCGAGGGGAGGACGAAGAGAACCGAGAGCACCGUGUCCGCAGGAUCCACGUCCGGCGCCACAUCACCCACGACGAGCGUCCUCAUGGCCAACAGAUUGUCUUCAAGGACUGACCUUUGACUCUUCCCCUGCCUUCCUCCUGCCCUGGGACCCAGUUCCUGUCUGGCUUUCCUCCCCUUCCCGACCUUUGCCCCGGCUCUGCUGGCCAAGUCGCGGGUCUUCCUCCAUCCCUUCGUUGCAUGGUGCAUUUCACUUGGCCCUUUUCCAUUCAUUCCCAGCUCUUGCUAACAACACGGUACAUUCCAGCCCCUCUCUUAGUCAUAGCCCUUCAGAAGGCCAACAUUCAUCCCCUCAUCCCAAUUCUUGUUUUGCCUUCCCUCACCAGCUGGUUUAGAGUGAUUCAGAAGUUCCUUUCUCCUUUCUUAGUACACUGUCCGUGCCAAAGUGUCAAGCCUGCCAUUAAUACCAUCCACCACACUCUCCUCCUCCCCACGCUGUCCUUACCUCCUUAACUUUGUACUAGGCUGGUCUGGGCCUGCACCAGCUCAGCUGUCUUCUCAGUCUGUUUCAUAUUAUUUAUUAUUUUAAUUUUCUAUUAAAUUAUUGAAAUAAAGUUGAA